AAAACAAAAAAAAUACCGAAAGUAGCCCUACGCGUGAUAAGAAGAAGAAGAGCAAAACUUAGAAAGUGUGUGGGAGUGCGAUGUUCAAUGUGUUUCUCACACCCACUUUAUGCUUUAUUACUUACAAACGAAGAAGAACCCAAUAAAAUAUAGUUGGAAGAAAAGAGAGAGAAAGAGAGGAUCUCAGAGUAGAAGAAGAAGAAGAUGGAGAUGGAUAAGAGAAAGAUGGUGAUGUGUGGUGUGCUAUCACUUCUGGGUUUAUUAUCUGCUGUUACUGCCUUCGCUGCUGAAGCUACCCGAAUCAAGAAAUCUCAGAUCAAGAUUACCACAUCGGACUCAGUCACACAAUGCUCUUACAAGAGAAGUCCAGCUUACAAUCUCGGUUUCGCUUCAGCCAUUUUUCUCAUGAUGGCUCAGAUCAUCGCCAGCGUCGGUAGCGGUUGUUUCUGCUGUAGAAAAGGUCCUUCUCCGACCAGAUCCAAGUGGAUUCUCGCCUUAGUCUCCUUCAUUGUCUCAUGGUUCACUUUUGUGCUAGCUUUUCUCGUGCUGCUCACUGCAGCUUCGCUCAACGAUGAACACAUCCAGGAGACGGAGACGAAGACUGCCGACAGCUACUUCUGCUACAUUGUGAAACCAGGCGUUUUCUUCAUCGGUUCCAUCCUCUCGCUUUUCACUGUAGCCCUUGGGAUUGUCUACUAUCUGUGUUUGAAUUCGGUUAAGCAAAACGUUGCUGCUGCAACAACCACGCCGGUUAACCAAGGAAUAGCAAUGGGACAGCCUCAGAUUCCAGUGAGAGUUGAAGAUCCCGUCUUUGUUCACGAAGACACUUACAUGAGAAGACAGUUCACUUAAAAAAAAAAAAAUACAGAACAAGGCUUGCUUGUGGAUCACGCUAGUUAUAUGGGAGGAUAUUUUAGGUUUUAAAAAGGGCUUGGUGCUUGUUUUGAUUUUUUAUUUUAUUUUAUCUUUUGUGAUUCUCGUGUGAAAGCAAAAACUAUGAGAGACUUGGUAGUAGUUGGAUUAAUGAAUGAUGAAUGAUUACUGUU
Molecule: messenger RNA, 1046 nt
Organism: Raphanus sativus (radish)
Lineage: Eukaryota; Viridiplantae; Streptophyta; Magnoliopsida; Brassicales; Brassicaceae
Exons: 3
Coding region: 205-852 (215 amino acids)
Source: RefSeq, a predicted model, not a curated record